AUGUGGAAGCUCUUCAGUGACAUCGUGGCCCGAAAAAUAUUUCUGCCUGUUGCUUUGUCCCAGAGACUGGCUGUGGCCUCAUUGCUGGAUCGCAUCCUGACAAGGCCCUACACGGCCUUGUGUGAGCUGGAUGCGGUGUGGGGCUUGGUGGUGGUGGUGGCGGCAGCGGCGGCGGCCCUCGCCUCGCUGAUCCUGCUCCUGGUGGUACUGUGUCGCCUGCGGAAGAUCACAGAGGCUGAGGAGCGCAGCGGGGUGGCGCCGCUACUCCUGCUGCUCGCUGCCAUAUUUGGGCUCUGUGGCCUCAGCCUGGGAUACAUCGCUGAGCACCAAGAGAGCCUCUGCUUCGCCCGGCGUGUCCUGAGGGGGGUGUUGCUUGCUGUCUGCAACACCUGCCUAGUGUUCCAGGGUCUGCGACCUCAUAGCCCCAGCACAGGUCAACUGAUGGGGCUGGCGGUGGCCUUGGCCGUGUUGGAUCCAGAGUGGAUCCUUCUAGCCAUGAUGUCCACGUGCCAGCCAGCCUGUGAAUACCAGCCGCUGAACUUUGCGCUGGCCACCACUUAUGUGCUGGUCCUGCUCCUGGCAGCACUGGUGGGGGCGGCCUGCAGUCUGUGGAGGCAGCAGCCACGGUGGAGGUGCAGGACCAUGUGGCUGCUCAUCACCUGCCUGGCCUCAGUCCUGCUGUGGGUGGCCUGGAUCACUUUCUACCUGUAUGGCAACGCGGCGCUUGGCCUGUCCCCAACAUGGGACAACCGGGUACAGGCAGUGGUGCUGCUGGCACAGGCAUGGCUGCUCAUACUGCUGCACGCUGCUCCUGAGCUCCAUGCCACCUUACGGCCCCCAUCCCGCAUGAGAGAGGCCAGUUUAGAGGAGGACCUUUCUCACGUGUAG
Molecule: messenger RNA, 888 nt
Organism: Brienomyrus brachyistius
Lineage: Eukaryota; Metazoa; Chordata; Actinopteri; Osteoglossiformes; Mormyridae
Product: G-protein coupled receptor family C group 5 member B-like
Biological process (GO): G protein-coupled receptor signaling pathway
Cellular component (GO): intracellular membrane-bounded organelle; plasma membrane; extracellular exosome
Molecular function (GO): G protein-coupled receptor activity; protein kinase binding; protein kinase activator activity
Source: RefSeq, a predicted model, not a curated record